UUAUCCCGUACGAUAAGUAUUAUUGUCAAUGUCAGUGGCUAAAGAUGGCAUCUGAAACUAAGAAAAAAUUCUUUAAAGAAGUUCGACCCAUUCUGUCCUUGGACCAUCACGAAGCCAGAAGGCGAGUUCUCAACUUGUACAAAGCUUGGUUUAGGCAAAUUCCUUUCAUGGCAGGGUUUCAUUUUUCAGUAAAAUAUUAUGAUGUAGAAUUUAGUGAAACUCGCUGCAAACAAAAGCUCAGGGAGGAAUUCACAAAACACCCUCAGAUUAAUGAUAUCAGAAUUAUUGAUAUGCUUGUAAUCAAGGGUCAAAUGGCUCUAAAUGAAGUAGCAGAAAAGUGGAUUUCAAGACGAGGUGUUGCCCAGUAUUUUAAUAAACCAAGCGACCCAACACGUGAUUGUUUCUUAGCAAAAUUUCUCAAAGGCAAUGAUUAAAUGCAUUUUUAUGAAUA
Dendroctonus ponderosae (mountain pine beetle) is the source of this 451-nucleotide messenger RNA. RefSeq names its product NADH dehydrogenase [ubiquinone] 1 alpha subcomplex subunit 6. Bases 45 to 434 code for a protein of 129 amino acids. The transcript has 3 exons. Gene Ontology annotation, biological process: response to oxidative stress. The record is from RefSeq and is a predicted model, not a curated record. NCBI's taxonomy places the organism in Eukaryota, Metazoa, Arthropoda, Insecta, Coleoptera, Curculionidae.